Daucus carota subsp. sativus is the source of this 549-nucleotide messenger RNA. RefSeq names its product arabinogalactan protein 41. The transcript has 2 exons. The record is from RefSeq and is a predicted model, not a curated record. Bases 87 to 296 code for a protein of 69 amino acids. Lineage: Eukaryota; Viridiplantae; Streptophyta; Magnoliopsida; Apiales; Apiaceae.
GGCAAACCUUCUCUCAUACAUAUAGCAGUCACCGAUCUAUUUGUUCGCCGGAGAGAGAUCGAAAAACUUAUAUAUAUACCAUCACAAUGGCAUAUGCUUACAGGAUUUCGAUAUUUGCUCUUAUCUUCGCCAUCGUUUUGUUGCCUUGUGCUCUGGCUCAGUCCUCCGCCCCUGCGCCUGCUCCUACUAGCGAUGGAACUUCUGUUGAUCAAGGGGUGGCAUACCUGCUGAUGCUUCUGGCACUAGUGCUUACAUAUCUCAUUCAUCCGCUGGAUGCAUCUUACAACUUUCUUUGAUCGAUCUUGGGAGUUUUUCCUUAUAAUUUUUCCGAUAAAAUAUGUCAAAUGUCUGUCAUUGUGACAGUUAUCUAGUUUAUUAGGAGUUCGUGUUAUCCCGGUAGAUUAUUUUGCCGCCAGUGUGAACCAUUUUUUCCAUUAAAUUGUCUGUUUACAUUUGUGCACUGUGGUUCUUUUCCAGUUCUGCUGGUAUGAUUUCACAAUGUAAUAUUUUACAAGGAUGACUAAGACAUGCAUCAAGUUUUGAACUGCA